CCUUACUACCCGGUAACUUUGGUGACUUCAAGAAUCUCUGGCACGAGAAUGGGGAAACACCCAAAUGCAUCAUCAUCAUCAUCAUCAUAAAAAGCAUCUCUCUUUCUAUUUUAGUUUGAAUCCUUAUUUGCUUCCCCAGAUCUCCCACUGACCGCCGCCGCGCGCCGCCCUCACUGAACUUCUCCGGCGUGUUUGGGACGAGCUUAAGAAGAUGGGGUCUGUUUCUCUGAAAAUCGGAGACGGGACAGCUAGAUUCAAGAAAAGGGCUUCCCUUUGCUCAUCAGCUGUGAAUCUUCUCAUGAUCUUCUCCGUCCUCACCACCAAUCUCUUCGCUCUAUACGCUUUCACUCACCAACCAAACAAGACCCAUCAGCUCCUUCACCAAACCCACAAUAACAUCUCCGUACAAGUCUCCCUCAUCCUCAGUGAGAUCGAUUCGACCCAGAAGAAGGUUGCCCACAUCCAGAAAGAGCUUCUAGGUUAUGAAAGCAUCGAACUUUCUAAGCCCAACAUCGCCCCUGAGCUGAGGAUGUUCCUGCUUCGUCACCAGCUUCCCCUGGGCAAAGAUUCGAGAACUGGGAUCACUACAAUGGUGGCUUCUGUGGGUCAUUCUUGCCAGAAAUCCAUAGAUUUGCUCUCUAAGUUCAUGAGCUAUAAGGUCAGUGGGCCUUGCCCGGAUGAUUGGAGUCUUGGUCAGAAUCUGAUUUUGAAGGGCUGUGAGCCUCUUCCGAGGAGGAGGUGCUUUUCAAAGAUUACCCCUAAAUCUGGUUUACAACCUUUUCCCAUUUCUAUUUGGAAGGCUAGCAAUAGUGAAAAGGUUUACACUUGGAGUGGCCUUUCUUGCAAGAAUUUCGCUUGUUUGAAUGCUAAGAAAUUGAAUAGAGACUGUGCAGGUUGCUUUGAUAUGUCCUCUGGAUAUGAGACUCAGAGAUAUGUUAAAGCUAAGGGCAAGAAUGACUUUUUGCUGGACGAUGUGCUUUCGAUGGGGGGUAACAAUGGUGGAAUCAGGGUUGGGUUUGAUGUGGGUGGCGGCGGGUCUGGAACAUUUGCAGCCAGAAUGGCUGAGAGGAAUGUCACUGUGGUUACUUCCACUUUGAACAUAGAUGCACCUUUCAAUGAGUUCAUUGCUUCCAGAGGCCUUUUCCCACUUUAUUUGAGUCUGGAUCACCGGUUCCCGUUUUACGACAAUGUGUUUGAUUUGGUCCGCGCCGGGAAUGGGCUGGAUAUAGGUGUCAGCCCAGCAGAGAAAUUGGAGUUCUUGAUGUUUGACAUUGAUAGGGUUCUCCGGGCCGGCGGCUUGUUUUGGUUGGACAAUGUGUAUUGUUAUGGAGACCAGAAGCGAAAUGCGUUCACUAGGUUGAUUGAGAGAUUUGGGUACAAGAAGUUGAAAUGGGUUGUGGGGGAGAAGAGCGACAGCGGGUCCCAAAAGCCGGAGGUGUACCUAUCUGCUGUCUUACAGAAACCGGUUAGAGUUUGAUGAUGAAAAUCAUGAGUAGUUUCUUCGUAGCAGUAGAUUUCUAUGCAAUGCCAAAAUCGCCAAUGUGAGAGGUAACAAUUCGUGUACUAAUUCCGGAAUUAUUUUGCAGCUUAGAAUAAGUGUUAUGCAAUGGAAUGUUACUAUGGAAAUGGUAACUUGACAUGGAUGAUCAGUUCUUGAUAUAUGUGAUUUUAAGAAGGGUGUUUGAUUAAACAUUUAGUACAUCCGUUCACAUUUAACUGACCAUUAUGACUUUUAUGGUACACCAAAAGUAGAAUGAACACGGACAUACAUC
Messenger RNA from Cuscuta campestris, 1772 nucleotides. Lineage: Eukaryota; Viridiplantae; Streptophyta; Magnoliopsida; Solanales; Convolvulaceae. The record is from the annotation of a GenBank genome assembly.